Messenger RNA from Hibiscus syriacus, 4271 nucleotides. Its product is annotated as mediator of RNA polymerase II transcription subunit 33A-like. Gene Ontology annotation, cellular component: mediator complex. NCBI's taxonomy places the organism in Eukaryota, Viridiplantae, Streptophyta, Magnoliopsida, Malvales, Malvaceae. Gene Ontology annotation, biological process: regulation of phenylpropanoid metabolic process. The record is from RefSeq and is a predicted model, not a curated record. The transcript is spliced from 12 exons. Bases 174 to 4166 code for a protein of 1330 amino acids.
GACUACAAAAAUAACUUUAAAAAAUCAUAAACAAAAAGAAGGGUCUCUGUUUGAAGACUCACCUGCAAACUCUCACCAUUAUUUUCCUCAAAACUGUGAUUUCUUUUUGUUACUUUUCAUUGCAAAACGAGAAAGGAAACAAAGGUGGCUGCUUGCUGUGGAGCUUUAGACCAAUGGAGUUGAGCUUGCAAAGCAGCAGGCUUUGGGAAGAGGUCUUAGAACAGACAAAGGUGGCGAAAGAGAAGGGUAUCGAUCCUUUAUUUUGGGCUUUACAAGUGUCUUCCAGUUUGAGCUCCUCUGGAGUUGCUUUGCCUUCAACUGAUUUGGCCCACGUGUUGGUUAACUACAUUUGUUGGGAUAAUAAUAUCCCAAUUCUGUGGAAGUUUUUGGAUAAAGCUUUGAUGAUGAAGAUCGUUCCUCCUUUACUUGUUAUUGCUCUGCUUUCACAAAGAGUAUUGCCCAAUCGGCGUUCCCAUCCAGCUGCGUAUAGGCUUUACUUGGAAAUUCUUAAAAGACAUGCAUUUGCACUAAAGUGUCAAACUAGUGGACCGGAUUAUGAAAAGGUCAUGAAAUCAAUAGAUGCUACUCUUCAUCUUUCUGAGAUUUUUGGUCUCCAAACAACAGAACCUGCCAUUCUGGUGGUUGAGUUCAUCUUUUCAAUUGUGUGGCAGUUGUUAGAUGCAUCAUUAGAUGAUGAGGGAUUGCUGGAACUUACUGAGGAAAAGGUGUCUAGAUGGGCAAUUAAACCUCAGGAAAUGGAGAUCGACGGUGAUGAUGUUUAUGAUGAGAAAAAUAUUGCAUAUCUUGAGUGGUUGCAGAAUUUCAAUACUACAAUGGCUAUUGAGAUAAUUGGACAAUUUCUGCAACAUAAAGUGACUUCUAGGAUUCUUUACCUGGCACGGCGAAACAUGUCUUCUCAUUGGGUGAAUUUCAUUCAGAGUUUGCCGCUUCUUGGAGCAAAUUCAGCAGCACUGAAAACUUCAAAGGUUUUAACAUCUGAGGAUCUUCUAGAGUUGACAUCAGAUAGUCGUAUUGUCUUGUCUAGAAAAUGCAAAACAAGUUCGGUGCAAAAGUUCCAUGCUGUUAUGGCAUUUGGAUCUCUUUCCUAUUCAGCUGGUUUAUGCCAUGGAGCUAGUCGUUCUGAUCUUUGGCUCCCUCUUGAUCUGGUAUUAGAAGAUGCUAUGGAUGGUUAUCUAGUUAACACGACAAGUGCAGUUGAAAUUAUAACUGGUCUGAUUAAAACUCUUCAAGCAAUGAAUGGGACCAGCUGGCAUGACACCUUUUUAGGCCUUUGGAUCUCAUCUCUUCAGCUUGUUCAAAGGGAAAGAGAUCCCAUUGAAGGUCCAAUUCCCCGGCUGGAUACCCGUUUGUGUAUGCUACUUUCUAUUAUAAUUCUUGUGGUUGCUGAUCUUAUUGAGGAGGAAGAGGGUGCACCAUGUGAUGAAAAAGAAUAUGGCUCAACUACUAUUAAUCACUGGAAAGAAAUGAAGUUUUCCAGGAAACGCCGUGAUGAUCUAGUCUCCAGCCUACAAGUACUUGGUGAUUAUCAAGGCUUGUUAGCUCCUCCAAAGUCUGUUGUUUCUGCUGCAAAUCAGGCUGCUGCAAGAGCAAUGUUGUUUGUCUCGGGAAUCAAUGUUGGGAGUGCAUACUUUGAGUGCGUCAAUAUCAAAGACAUGCCUAUCAGUUGUUCUGGAAACAUGCGUCAUCUGAUUGUUGAGGCUUGUAUUGCGAGAAAUCUUCUAGAUACAUCGGCAUAUUUUUGGCCAGGUUAUGUAAAUGGACGCAUUAAUCAAUUACCUUAUAGUGUUCCAGCUCAGGCGCCGGGUUGGUCAUCAUUCAUGAAGGGGCCCCCGCUUACUUCAGUAAUGAUUAAUGCUCUUGCUUCAAGCCCUGCUUCCAGCUUAGCAGAGCUGGAGAAAAUAUUUGAGAUUGCAGUCAAUGGAUCAGAAGAUGAGAAGAUAUCUGCAGCUUCAAUUCUUUGUGGGGCUUCUCUAAUUCGUGGUUGGAAUAUACAGGAAUAUACAGUUCAAUUUAUAACUAGAUUGAUGUCUCCUCCGGUUCCUGCUGAUUUUUCUGGGAGUGACAGCCAUUUGAUAGAUUAUGCUCCUAUGUUGAAUGUGCUAAUUUGUGGAAUAGCAUCUGUCGAUUGUGUUCAGAUUUUCUCCUUUCAUGGCCUGGUCCCACAGCUUGCUUGUUCAUUGAUGCCAAUAUGUGAAGUUUUCGGGUCGUGUGUUCCCAAUGUCUCGUGGAAUCUCCCCUCAGGGGAAGAAAUCUCUCCCCAUGCAGUUUUUUCUAAUGCAUUUGCUCUUCUUCUGAAGCUAUGGAGGUUUAAUCAUCCUCCUAUUGAACACGGAGUUGGUGAUGUACCCACAGUUGGAUCCCAGCUGACUCCUGAAUACCUUUUAUUAGUUCGGAACUCCCAUCUAUUGUCUUCUGAAAACACCCAUAAGGAUCGCAACAAAAGGAGACUAUCAGAAGUUGCAAGUUCAUCAUCCCCAGAGCCUGUAUUUCUGGACUCAUUUCCAAAGUUAAAAGUAUGGUAUCGGCAACAUCAAAGAUGUAUAGCUGCAACACUCUCCGGUCUCAUUAAUGGAACUACUGUUCACCAGACAGUGGAUGGACUUCUGAACAUGAUAUUCCGAAAAAUUCACAAAGGAAGCCAGUCAAUAACUUCUGUUACUUCUGGAAGUAGUAGUUCAUCUGGAGCUGGAAAUGAAAACUCCCUGAAACCUAACUUGCCUGCCUGGGAUAUCCUAGAAGCUGUUCCUUACGUUGUUGAUGCUGCUUUAACAGCAUGUGCUCAUGGAAGACUUUCUCCGCGGGAACUGGCCACAGGGCUAAAAGAUUUAGCUGAUUUUCUGCCUGCAUCUUUGGCAACCAUCGCUAGCUACUUCUCUGCUGAAGUAAGUCGAUGUGUAUGGAAACCCGUUGUUAUGAAUGGUAUGGACUGGCCAAGCCCUGCUGCAAAUUUGUCCAAUGUUGAGGAACAUAUCAAGAAAAUCCUAGCAGCCACCGGUGUUGAUGUCCCUAGACUUUCUGCAGUUACAGGUGGUAGCUCUCUAGCCACUCUUCCGCUACCGUUGGCUGCUUUUGUAAGUCUCACCAUUACAUAUAAAAUUGACAAAGCCUCGGAAAGAUUUAUGAAUUUGGCUGGCCCAGCUUUGGAGUCCCUUGCAGCAGACUGUCCAUGGCCUUGCAUGCCGAUUGUGGCUUCCCUAUGGACCCAAAAGGCAAAGCGAUGGUUUGACUUCCUUGUCUUUUCUGCAUCUCGUACUGUUUUUCUCCAUAACAGUGAUGCUACUGUCCAGCUUCUUAAAAGCUGUUUCACCGCUACGCUUGGCUUGAACAUUGCACCAAUCUCCAGCAACGGUGGUGUUGGAGCUCUUCUUGGCCAUGGAUUCGGGUCGCAUUUCUGUGGUGGGCUUUCACCUGUUGCUCCAGGGAUUCUCUAUCUUCGCAUUUACCGUUCCAUGAGAGAUAUCGUGUUCAUAACUGAAGAGGUGGUUUCUCUCUUGAUGCAUUCUGUGAAAGAAAUAGCAUGUAGUGGCAUGCUAAAACAGAAAUUAGAGAAGCUGAAGACGAGCAAGAACGGACUGAAAUACGGGCAGGUUUCUCUUGCUGCAGCAAUGAACAGGGUGAAACUUGCAGCCUCCCUAGCAGCUUCUUUAGUAUGGUUGUCUGGCGGCCAUGGUCUGGUUCAGUCAUUGAUAAAGGAAACUCUGCCUUCUUGGUUUAUAUCCGUUCACAGAUCUGACCGAGAAGAAGGUUCAGGACCCGUGGCAAUGCUUGGGGGAUACGCACUCGCAUAUUUCACAGUGCUUUGUGGUGCAUUUGCUUGGGGAGUUGAUUCUUCAUCAUCAGCAUCGAAGCGGAGACCUAAAAUCCUCCGUUCACACAUGGAGUUCCUCGCGAGUGCACUCGACGGAAAGAUAUCGCUCGGUUGUGAUGGAGCCACGUGGCAUGCCUAUGUGUCGGGAUUGGUGAGCCUAAUGGUGGGUUGCACCCCGAAUUGGGUCCUGGAGGUGGAUGUAGAUGUGCUAAGGAGGUUAAGCAAGGGACUGAGACAAUGGGAUGAAGAGGAGCUUGCUUUAGCCUUGCUCGGCAUUGGAGGGGUUGGUACAAUGGGUGCUGCUGCUGAACUUAUAAUUGAACACUGCGACUCCUAAUAACACCCCCACUUUUGUACACUACUAUUUCAUUAACACACUACAUUUUGUAAUGAAACCCUUAAUUUUCCUUUCCAAUAUAAAAGGAGGGCGCAGUUUGGAAUA